GAAUCACCCUCACAUUCUUUGUCCUUCAUUCAGGCAUUUCAUCAAACACUCCUGAAAAAUCAUCUUAAGCUCGAAAAAGAUUCAAACUUUUUGCUCUGAGUUUGAAUUUUGGUUAGGUUCUAGUGUGUUUUUUGUUUAAUGGCGGGAAAUCAUCAACCCGAGGUUCAAAUACGAGUGAAUUCCAAGAGGGGUGGCAAUGUGGUUCAUCCGUUACACAUGGGAUCACCGGGAGGUGUGGAACGUAAUGAGGUUGAGUAUAGAGAGGUUAAGCAGUUCAAGAAAUGGGUGCCCUGGUUGAUUCCUUCGUUUGUGGUUGCGAAUAUUGUGAUGUUUGUUGUUACGAUGUAUGUGAAUGAUUGUCCUAAGAACUCGGUUUCUUGCGUCGCUGAUUCUUUAGGGAGGUUCGCGUUUCAGCCUUUUAAAGAGAAUCCGCUUCUUGGACCUUCCGCUACCACGUUGGACAAGAUGGGAGCUUUAGAUGUAGAUAAAGUAGUUGAAAAACACCAGGGAUGGCGCCUUAUCACCUGCAUGUGGUUGCAUGGUGGAGUUUUUCAUUUAUUAGCCAACAUGUUGGGUCUUGUGGUAAUCGGAAUUCGACUAGAGCAAGAAUUUGGAUUUGUUCUUAUUGGUUUGCUGUAUGUCAUCUCUGGAUUUGGUGGGAGUUUGCUUUCUGCUCUGUUUAUCCAGUCAAAUAUAUCAGUGGGUGCUUCUAGUGCACUUUUUGGAUUACUUGGUGCAAUGUUGUCUGAACUCAUAACAAACUGGACCAUCUAUGCUAACAAGGUAGCAGCUCUUGUGACCCUGUUACUUGUAAUUGUCAUCAAUCUAGCAGUAGGUCUCCUCCCAAAUGUUGACAACUUUGCUCAUCUUGGAGGCUUUAUCACUGGAUUUUUGAUUGGUUUUGUGUUUCUAAUCCGCCCCCAGUUUGGGUGGGUCAGCCAAAGAUACACGACUCCUGAAUAUUCUGCAACUUUGGCUAAAUCUAAAUUCAAGAUGUAUCAGCGUAUACUCUGGAUUGUUUCUCUGAUCCUUGUGAUUGUCUGGUUGGUCAUUGCUCUAGUCAUGCUUCUUCGUGGAGUUGAUCUGAAUGAUCAUUGUUCAUGGUGCCAUUACAUGAGUUGUGUACCUACUUCACGGUGGAGCUGCAACUCGCAAACUGUUUCGUGCACGUCGGACCAAAGAAGUAACCAGCUCGUCUUAACGUGUUCAAACAACAAAACCAAAUCAUAUGACUUGCUGAAUGCAACCCCAUCUCAGAUCCAGGGACUAUGUAGCCAGCUCUGCCGAUGAUAUUUGAACCUAGCUACUCUUAACAGUUAACUGCAGAAUGUUGGAGACCGAAAUUUAUUGAUACAAAAUGUUGUUUGAGUUAAAGGGACUAUACAAUGUUGGUACAAUGUUAGUGAAGGAACAGCAAAUGAGCCAGUAUAGAAAAAUGUAUUAGUUGAUAUUUCUUUGAAAAUUAAUUAAAUAGAAGAUCUAAUUCCAGUA
This is a messenger RNA of Daucus carota subsp. sativus, 1491 nucleotides long. Its product is annotated as RHOMBOID-like protein 1. The record is from RefSeq and is a predicted model, not a curated record. Gene Ontology annotation, molecular function: serine-type endopeptidase activity. Gene Ontology annotation, biological process: proteolysis. The coding region runs from base 139 to 1290 and encodes 383 amino acids. Gene Ontology annotation, cellular component: membrane. The transcript has 6 exons. NCBI's taxonomy places the organism in Eukaryota, Viridiplantae, Streptophyta, Magnoliopsida, Apiales, Apiaceae.